UAUUGCCGUCUCUUGGAGACACAGCAAUAAGUUGUACGUCAUAUGUGAAAGCUCGUGCGUUACUUACGUCUGCAAUUUAAGUCUAAGUAAGUGUUACAACAAUUCUUGUGCUCAGAUCUUUCCAUUCCACAUUUUCAGCGAAAGAGCCCGUCAGCCCGUGAUGUGAUAGACGAUGCGCUAGUGCGGGCUGCCUAGUGCCUUGUUUAUGUAAUUACGCGUUGCGUUUACGUUAGUUUGCGCGUUUUCUAUAGUCUUUAUCUGUUGAUCUGAUGAUGAUCGAGGAUAAGAUAUUGCAUUUGAGAAGAUAUUUGACACUCAUCCGCUCGCAGCUGCAUUUGUCGCGAUGCGGGAUAAGUCAUUCACCGCAAUACGGAGGUUAUGUUCUCGUACAUCCUCGAAAUCCGCGACUUGACAUUUACAUCGCAGCGGAAAGAACAUAUAAUACAACGCCGCAAUCAUCACCGUCCGACGUCAUUGAUCACAAACUGAUGUUAUUUUGUGAUGAUGUUAAAAAAGGCCAAGUUUCGGUAGAUGAUCUGAAAGAAGUUAUCAGUCAGUGUAGCAAGAACGACUAUCGGUUACCUCACGAUACUGGCGUUUUGUUGCUCAAAUGUUGCGGCAAUUUACUGCACGAAUUGGAGACAACGGAAAGAAAUCAUCUAGCGAGGCAGGUAUGGCAUUUGGCAAAGAAGAAAGGUGGAGCAAUCACUUUAGAAUAUUACAACACUUUGCUAGGUGUUAAUGAAGAGAACUCUUUGUCUGUGAAUCCCAAAAAGUUUUUAGCAGACAUGAGUGUGGAGCCAGACGAAAAUACUUAUCGCUUGCUGUUGAAUACAGCUGUAAAGACGAAUAAUAGUGAACACAUAUGGGAUAUCUUAUCUGUUACAAAGGAUAAGAGUGUAACCAUUUAUGAGCUGGCAGUCAAUGUGUUAAUACAGAUUUACGUAACACAGAACAAUAUCGCCAAAGCUGAGCAAAUGAUAACACAAAUGCGGAAGGCUAAAUUAUUCCCAACCAAGGCAUAUAUCGAGCUGGCAUGUGGAUACGCGAAAUUUGGCGAUAUUCCGAAUCUAAUCAAGAUACUAAACGAAGAGCCACAGGACAACGCGAAUCUUUUGAGGAUAAUAAAGAUUCUGAGCGUAUCCAAUAACAGCAGGCAUAUUCCGGUUAUUUUGAAUUUUCUAAUGAUCUCUGUACCGGCGCUUCAGAUUGAGAUCUCCAAGACGAUCACAGAACUGAUACGUAUCAAUCAAGUUGCAGACGCUCACACUAUCAUAAAUUGUAUUGCAAUGAACAAUGCAAUGAAGGAGAUUAUGCCGAGUUCUGUAAAUACUUUCAUGAAUGAAUUAAUAACAUUAAACGUGCCGAUUGACGAUAUCAUUAAGUAUGCAAACGACUUUGUUGAAUCCGAUUGUAGCCAACAAGCAUUGUUGGAUGCAGUGGAGAUUGGUUUGAAGAUAGGUAGAAAGAAAUUAUGCCUUGCGAUAUUCCAGGUGAUGAAAGAUAAGAAUAUAGAGAUACGACCGCAUUAUUAUUGGCCUUUACUGGUAAAGGCGUAUAAUGACGAGGGGGAAAGUGGGAUAUAUUCACUCCUGAAAUCUAUGGUGGACGCUGAUCUAAAAAUAGAUUUUGACACACUAGCUCAUUACGUAUAUCCAUAUGUAAAUACUAUGAAUCCGACUGUCACUUUACAGAAACUAUUACUGAAUAACGUACAGAAUGUUUUCGCAUUAACGCCUUUAUUAUAUUUUCUGUUGCAGCAAAAUCGGCUGCAGGACAUAAUGCCACUGUGCACGUCCUACAAUAAUACAUAUGUAUACUAUAAAAAACUGAUAGAACCGCUAGUACACACUUAUAUCGCCACUAAAGACUUCAAAAAUUGUAUUACUUUAUUGACAGCAUUUUCUCCGGAAAAUCAAGAUUUUAUUCGUAUGUUCUUGAAAUCAUUGAUGAAAGUCGAAUAUCCGAUUUAUAUAGAGGAUCUACUGCUUCUCCUGAAAGAAUUAAAAACACGUAAGAUAAAGAUAUCAGAAAAGAAUGCAGACAUUCUCAAGAACAGACUACAAAAAAAUGAAAAUUGUAAUCUCACUCCAAAGGUGAUAAAUCUAAUAAAAAAUUUAGUUGAUCCUUCUAUAAUAGAUUUGCAGAUCACAUUCCACCCGAGGUACAUGGAUAUUAAAGAAUUAACAUGUUACUUAAUGGAAAUAAAAAAUUCCACUGAUUUACCCCCCAAAAUCAAUAUUAAGAAUACUUUGCAGAGAUUGCUGAUAUUAUAUUGUCUUGAUAAUAAUCUAAAAAAGGUUGAAGAGAUAAAACAAAAAUAUGAUGCGUGCCAGUAUAAAUGGACGCUUAGCAUGAAAUCGAUUUUAUUUAAAUUGUACCUCGAGAACAACAAAUUGAACGAGGCUGAAGCACUACUACCCGAAUUCCAAAUUGCACCUAAUAAAUUCUGUUUGAACAAAUGCAACAUCGUGAUAUACGCCACCGCAUUGAUGAAGGCAAAUAAACCCACAAAAGCUUUUAAUAUUAUCGAUACAUUCAACGCCAGUGAUUUUAAAGCAGACUCGCAGAAAUAUUGUUAUAUACUUCUGCAAGUUCUAGCACAGAGUCAGUAUUACAUGUAUACGAAUGAUAUGUUAAAUUUGCUUCUGGAAAAAAAUUACUGUGAAGCAAACACGAAGCUGCUAAAACCACUGGUGGCGAUACCAUUAGAACGCAAUAAUAUCUUAGAAACCGUGAAUGCACUUGAAAAAUGCGCGCAAAAAUUUUACAGCUUGCCUUUGGCAAUAGAAAUAUUGAUAGUAUUGUUGGAGCAAAAAUACAAUUCAAAAUUACAAAAUGAUAACUGGAUAGAAAAAGUGUAUAAUAUAAUAAGUAAUACUUAUUCCCAUUUAACAGCAAACACGAUACUGGCGAUAGCAUUAGCAACGUUAAACCAAACAGAGAAAGUACAAACUUUAUUACAGGAUGGCAAACUCUCCACGAAGUCCCUUCUAUACCAUCUUAAAAUGGACAAUAUCAGAAAUAUAGAUGGCUAUCAAAAUCUUCUUAAAAUAACCGACUCAAAUCAUGUGAAUCAAAAUGUGCUGUGUGAAGCGCUCCUUUCUACUUACGAUAAAAUAGGAGACUGCAACCGUGCUUUAAAUCUGUGGAAAAUUAUGUGCACAAAGAAUAUCAAGCCUACUGAACAGUUCAAGAAGAGUUUUAUUCAAUUUUUAUUGUCAAAUAAAAUUUCGCUCCCUCCAGAAUUGGAGAACAAAAAGUGAAAUAAACAUUAGUGAUUACUAAUUAAUGAAUUUAAAUAUUAAAACUUUGGAUCAUUCAUCACUAUUAUCUCAGAUUGUAACAUUGGAAGUUAGUUAAGGGAACCCAAAGACGAUUAAGUCAUAUAAAUCAUUGAAAACAGUACUUACACAGA
Molecule: messenger RNA, 3418 nt
Organism: Trachymyrmex septentrionalis
Lineage: Eukaryota; Metazoa; Arthropoda; Insecta; Hymenoptera; Formicidae
Gene: bsf
Product: leucine-rich PPR motif-containing protein, mitochondrial-like
Exons: 5
Coding region: 270-3266 (998 amino acids)
Molecular function (GO): protein binding
Source: RefSeq, a predicted model, not a curated record